This is a messenger RNA of Didymodactylos carnosus, 795 nucleotides long. The record is from the annotation of a GenBank genome assembly. NCBI's taxonomy places the organism in Eukaryota, Metazoa, Rotifera, Eurotatoria, Philodinida, Philodinidae.
AUGUCACAUUACAAAAUAUUAACGUUAACCUUGUUUAUUCUUGUACUUUUUAAACACGUUAAUAAUUUAGCUAUUCAACAAUCGAUAACCGCUGGUGAAAAAGUCUUAUUGAAAAGUUUAAAAAGUCAGCUUAAUGAUUUAAUUGCCACAUUUAAAAAGCAGCUGAUUGCUAAGUUUAUAUUAAUAGAUAAUACAACGAUUACACCAUUGUUAGCUACAUUUGCGGUAAUGAAAAAGAAUCUUAACGAUAUUCCGAAUUUACCGUCAUGUCUUGCGAAACAGGAACCAGUACUUAACAAAUCAGUUAAUACUAUAAUACAAAUGCGUACAACCGUUAAGACAAAACAAGUACAGCCUGAAUUAUUACAGCUAACAAAAGUUGCAAAUGGUAUAAUUAAUAAUAAGAUAAACAAAUUGUUACAGACUACUACUAAAGUAAAUGUUAACAGUUUGGUGAAUCAGACACGUAGUAUAAGAACGGAUAUUAACAACAUAUUACUACAAUCACUGAAAAUUAUCGGUCAAUUACGAAAUAUUGUGAACACAAACUUUGGUUUCAUAUUCAACAUGUUUAGUGUUAUGGUAACUUGUAUUUUACAUGCUAAUAAUAAUAAAUUACAAAUUUACAAUACAUUUUUAACAUCCACUGAAAAAGGAAAUGGUCUUACAUCAAGUCUCGAUGGUCAACUUAGUUCAUUAUUGGGAGAUUUACAAGAUUAUUCAAUUACUUUUGGAAGAGUAUCUCUUGAAACAAUCGACGAUAUACUGUAUAAAAUUACUCUUCAACUGAUUUAA